This is a messenger RNA of Physcomitrium patens, 2520 nucleotides long. RefSeq lists its product as uncharacterized. NCBI's taxonomy places the organism in Eukaryota, Viridiplantae, Streptophyta, Bryopsida, Funariales, Funariaceae. The record is from RefSeq and is a predicted model, not a curated record.
CGAGCGAAAAAAAACCCACUCUCUCUCUCUCACACAGCGAGACAUACAGAAAAAACAUAACGUAUUGGAGGGCGUUAGGGUCCCAUCUCGCUCGCUUGCACGCAGGCAGGCAACGUGGCCAUGCAAGCCCCAGUUGCGCAUCUCCCCCGCUGCGUUUCUGGUAGCGGAGGAGUGGAUCUUGUACAUUCCCCUUGCUGCGAACUUUAUCGCCAACUUUUGGUUCUGCGCAUCGUGCUCUCCCUUGCGUAGUUCAACCUCGGCUUAGGGUUUUGGUUUCUAAUCUGCGAGGUUUUUGCUUCUUCUGCCACAUGCUGUGAGAGUGCGGGCUUAGGAUUCCAUUGGAUACUGGCGUUGCCGUGAAUCUUCAGAUCUCCGACGCCGGAUUUUGGUUGUCUUUUGAAGUUGCUGGGGUGCUUUCCAGGGAUCGUGGUGGAGAGCGUGGAUUGAGGCUGUGGUGGCCGUUUGAGGAUCAGCAGGUUUUAGUUGGUAGGGAGGGAGUGUUAUGGAAGGCGGAAUUUCUUAGUGCAUCGGGUUGGGAAUGUAGAAUUGGGGGCAGUAGAGGUGGGGAAGAGAGGACGAUAGGGGUGCAGGAGCGUGCAAGGAUGUAUGGCAGGUUGAGCACUCGGAGUGGGCCACCUGAGCAGCAUGUAGUGAGGCUAGAGCAGGUGCCCCGGUGGAUCGAGCAAGAGCCUCUCUCGCCGUCCGCAAGUCACAGCGAAAAUGAAACCUCUGAUCGGGGCUUCGUUGAUCCUCUCACUACGUCGCUAGCAGGUUCUGAGAAUGGAGGAACAACUUAUGCAGCAACUUCCAAGUUUCAUGUUGAUCAUGACAUCAAUGCAAAGCUCUAUCUUUGGCGGGGUACCCCGUGGGUGUUAGAAGUUGAUGCAGUUGUCAAUUCUUCUAACGAGAACCUGGAUGAAGCACACAGCAGUCCUGGCUUGCACCCGGCGGCUGGACCUGGGCUUGCGGAGGAGUGCGCUGCUCUGGGAGGGUGCCGAACCGGAUUGGCCAAAGUCACGAGUGGCUAUGAUCUACCUGCAAGGCGUGUAAUUCACACAGUAGGGCCUAGGUAUGCAGUACGGUACCAUACCGCAGCCGAAAACGCCCUUAGUCAUUGCUAUCGAUCAUGUCUGGAACUUCUAAUCGAGCAGGAGCUUUCAAGCAUUGCAUUUCCUUGCAUCUACACAGAAGCAAAAGGUUAUCCAAGAGAGCCUGCUGGGCAUGUUGCUAUACGGACCGUGAGGCGUUUCUUGGAGAAGCACAAGGACAAGAUUACUGCUGUAGUCUUUUGCACCUCUAAUUCUACUGAUACAGACAUUUAUAAAAGAUUGCUACCAUUGUAUUUCCCAAGAGAUAAGCAUGAGGAGGAGAUUGCCGCUACUAAGCUGCCAAGUGAUGUAGGAGAUGAAAAUGGAGAAACAGUCAUUUCUGAACGCAAGAUUAGAAUAUCCGCAUUGCCUGGGAUAGAUGGCUCUCCGACAAGCAUAAUACCCGUCUCAGGAGAUGUUACCCCUACUUAUCGAUCAACUGCUAUCAAAAGGAAUGACUCAAUCGACGGGUUGGUUGACCCAGCCUUCAUGUCAAUGACACGAGAUCCUGACCAGAGACGGAAAGAGCAGUGGGAGAAAGCUGCACAAUCCCAGGCAGGAUGGGCAUGGGGCAGAUGGUUAGGUCUUGGAGGUUUAGGGGCUCCUGCCCUCUCUUCUACUGAACAGGAUUCUCUUCAUGGGCGAUUUCUUGCCAGGGCAAAUGCUGUGAACCUUACAGAGGUUGCAGAGAUGAAGAUUUUGUACCGGGGUGGAGUAGAUGUGGAUGGGCGACCAAUCAUGGUGGUUGUUGGAGCUCAUUUUCUUCUCCGUUGUCUUGACCUGGAGCGUUUUGUACUGUACGUUGUGAAGGAGAUGGAACCACUCAUUAAUAGGCCUUACUCGAUGGUGUACUUCCAUUCAGCCGCAGCACUCUCAAUACAACCUGAUUUGGGAUGGGUGAAGCGCCUUCAUCAGAUUUUAGGCCGGAGACAUAAACAUAAUCUACAUGCAAUCUAUAUAUUGCAUCCAACUAUUGGUUUGAAAACUACAGUGAUGGCCUUGAGUUUAUUGGUGGAACCUGAGGUUUGGAAGAAGGUUGUAUAUGUAGAUAAGUUAGCGGAUCUGUUCAGAUAUGUUCCUCGGGAGCAGUUGACCAUUCCAGACUUCGUUUUCCAGCAUGACGUUGAGCUUCAAGGAGGAAAAGCUCUUGGGAUUGAUUCUAGAACUCGUACUAAAGCAAAUAGAAGCCUUCUGACCUCUCGGUAGCAGUGUUUUUUAACGCUGUUUUGUAAAGCUGCGUGUGACGCUUGGUGUUGCAACCGACUUUGCAUGAAAUCCUACUGUUCACUUCCAUGUGUUUUCUUGUCUGUAAUUAGUCUUUGUAUUGUAGACAAGGUUGAAGGAUAGUUUCUGAAAGAAAAUCUCUUCAUAAGGUGUUAUAUUAUUUUUAUAAUUUGAUAUAAUGCCUCCGUGCAUUUGACUUGUGCAGCAA